CCCUCAUACCCGGACGUCACUUUAAAUAGCCUGCCUGCCUCUCUUCCAUCAUCUUGUACAACGAACCAUAAAAAUCCACUAUGUCACUUGAACUCUGUGUCUGAUCCGUAACAGCAACCCGCAGUCACCAAGAACCAGGUUGGGGACAAAAAAAAAAAAAAAAUUUAUUCCCCCCCCCCCCCACAUUUAUAUCGACACGGGAGAAGAUUUUGAGAAAGAAAGUGCGACAUUUUUUAUUUAUUUAUUUAUUUAUUUAUUUUUUGACACAAGGAGAAAACUAAACGGAUUCAGUUGCAGGACGAUGUGUAACUUGGAGCUACUAUAAUGGCGAAAUACCCAUGAAAUCCUCCCGGCUACGACACACAGGACGAGGAGGAGCAGAAGAAGCAGAAGCCGUGAUUCCACCCCCGCCCGAUGAGCACAUUUUCAGCCCGCAUUACCUGUCUGCACACGGCGAAGAGACGAGAGGAUGUUAUCUCGGUUAAAUGAGCUGAUAUGGGCCGACUGGAUCUGGUUCCCAGAAGGCUACGGCUGGGACGACCUGAAGGAUCAUGAUGGGAAAGUCUUCCCUAAAACUCGGGACCUGUGGGCGGUUCUCCCCGUCUCGCUCUGCUUCCUCAUCAUCAGACAGAUAUUUGAGCAGACAAUAGCACUUCCUUUAGCGUCUCUGCUGGGAGUGAGAGACAAGCAUCGUGACUGUGUGUCGCCUAAUCCCGUCCUGGAGUCUCACUUCUGUAGCAAAUCAAAACAUCCCACACAGAGAUCCAUAGAGAGUUUAAGUAAACAGACGGGAUGCUCGGUGCGACAGGUGCAGCGGUGGUUCAGGCGACGGAGAAAUCAAGACCGACCCAGCAAGCUCAAGAAGUUUCAGGAAGCGAGCUGGAGGUUUACAUUUUACCUUCUUGCUUUCUUUGCUGGCCUGGCAGUCCUUGUUGAUAAACCGUGGUUCCAUGAUGUAAAACUGGUGUGGGAAAACUUCCCCAAAAUGCCGCUGUUGACCUCCCAGUACUGGUACUACAUGAUCGAGCUCGGCUUCUACGUCUCCCUGGUUUUCAGCGUGGCAUCGGAUGUCAAGCGGAAGGAUUUCAAAGAACAAAUCGUUCACCAUGUGGCUACCAUCCUCCUCAUCAGCUUCUCCUGGCUGGUCAACUACAUCCGAGCCGGGACUUUGAUCAUGUUGGUGCACGACGCCUCUGACUAUCUUAUGGAGUCGGCCAAAAUGUUUAACUACGCAGGCUGGAAAAAAACCUGCAACUUCAUCUUCACUGUGUUCGCUGCAGUUUUCAUCAUCACCCGCCUCAUCAUCUUCCCCUUCUGGAUCAUAUAUGCAACAGGCGUGUACCCGCUGUCCCUCUACUCCACCUUCUUCGGCUUCUACUUCUUCAACGGGCUGCUGGUGGUGCUGCUGAUUCUGCACGUCUUCUGGACGGGACUCAUCCUACGCAUGGUCAUCAAAUUCCUGCCAGGAAAUGACAUCGUGGAGGACGAGCGCAGCGAUAAAGAGGAGACGGAGUCAGACGACGAAGACGACUGCGGCAAGCCGAAGAACGGCCAUGUGCAAAACGGUCACUCUGUCCUCAACAACCACAGGAAAAGAGACUGACUGGGCAGAAAGAGAGAGACUGGGUGAUUUCAAAACAACAAAAAAGAAAAGGUGACGGUGGCGCUCUCAUCUGGAAGCUGAAGAACAUGCAGCAGGCAUCACGCUCAGAUUUACUCUCGUUUGUAUUCUACGUUUUAGGAAACGCAGUCAGCUCCGAGGAGAUGGCCCGGCCUCUUUGUGGAUUACACUAAGAUAGAAAAGGAGCUGUUACGAUCCCGUUUGCCUCCAAGCAGCAGAACAAAUUUCCACUUCUAUGUUUUUCCUCUUUGCCAGCCCGCCUGCUCGCAGCUUUGUUUCCUUGGUGGGAAUAUUUCCUGGAAACUCGGCUCUUCAGAUGGUUUCUCCCGUCCCCCGCAGCUCAUUAAUGCUCUUCCGAGUGUCGAUCUAAAAACUUGACUUAUUUUUGCUCUAAAUAAACGCACUGACGCCAGAGAUGAUAUGAUGAGCACUACUGUAAAUGUGGCAGUGAUUUCUUCUUUUUUUUUUUUUUUUCUCUCCUAUGGACCAUAAAUCGCCUUAAGUCCAAAGUUUUAUUCAAUUACAAAAAAAAUUAAAAAAAUAAAGGUUUGUGCUGCGUUUCUGCCGCUCUGGCUAUUUUCGGUUAAACGUUGCGCCUCCAGCCAGGUUUAAGACGAAACGAUUGCUAAAUAAUAAUAUUUUUGUAAUAGUGCGAGUGAAGGUGGCUAGCUUGCCAUAUGAACUGAAAUGUGCCUUUGGAGAAAUGUGUCUUUAAAUACUCACUUUUCUGAGAGAUGGCUUGUUUUAAAUGUUUGUUUUGUUUAAAAAUCUUAAAGUUUCCUCACUUUUCUUUUCAUCGUUUAAUUCCGUUAGUGCGGCCAAAAAGUUAAAAUUUGGGAGCAAAGUGUUUGAUUAAGUCGAUCAGUAAAUGUUGAUUCUUUUCUGGCCGGAGUAAUCCAAAGCAUAUCCAUUUACUAUACUUGUUUUUAUUUUAUUUUUUAUUUUUAUUAUUUAUGUCUCGGUCAUCUUGAGAUGCACUUUACGGUUCUUUAGACGAUCAGUAUUGUCUGAAAAAAAAAAACAACUGGUGAAUCAUUUUAGUUGCAGUGUUUGAUUCAGAUUUCAAAUCAUUUGUUUGGAGGUUCAAAAAAAUGAUUUCAACCGUUUAUUUUUAUAUUUAUUCACAUUUAUUCACAUUAUUCAUUUGUUUUGAUAGAAUUUUUUGGUUUAGCCAGGAACAAAGAAAGAUGGUAGUGAGUAAACAAAAUGUAACGCCAAAUUGUUGUUUACAUUUUCUAAGACGCUGUUAUUUGCAAGUGCCUUCAUCAUUUCAACUGUUAAAUUGUUAGAAAAAAUAAAUCUUCUUUUCGAAUGCCUUCUUGACCAAUCACACGCAGCUCUCGUUUUGACAACUUUGCUUCUGCUGACGUGUUUUUAUCCUCCCUGAGUUGUACAUUUCUAACAUGGAUGACAUAAAUUCGUGUGGAAAA
Molecule: messenger RNA, 3051 nt
Organism: Poecilia latipinna (sailfin molly)
Lineage: Eukaryota; Metazoa; Chordata; Actinopteri; Cyprinodontiformes; Poeciliidae
Product: ceramide synthase 2-like
Exons: 11
Coding region: 470-1603 (377 amino acids)
Biological process (GO): ceramide biosynthetic process
Cellular component (GO): membrane
Molecular function (GO): sphingosine N-acyltransferase activity; DNA binding
Source: RefSeq, a predicted model, not a curated record